This is a messenger RNA of Insectozyma verbasci, 2721 nucleotides long. NCBI's taxonomy places the organism in Eukaryota, Fungi, Ascomycota, Pichiomycetes, Serinales, Debaryomycetaceae. The record is from the annotation of a GenBank genome assembly.
AUGUCAGAUGAUGAAGAUAUAAAUAUCGCAGGACAAUUAAUAUCUAAAAAUGAAGACUCAGAUAUAAGCUCUUCAUCAGAAGAAGAACCUGAUAUGGAAUUACAAGAUGAAAUAAUAUCCCUGGACGAAGAAGAAAAAGAUGAACCCCAACCCAAAAAGAAAGUAAAAUUGAAUAAUCAACAAUCUUUUCCUAAAUUAGAAUUAUCAGAUGAUGAAGAAGAACAAGAUAUAAACUCAUUUAAUACAACCCAAAAUCCUACAGUUAAGAAAGCCAAGGCUGGAUCAUUUGCAUCAUUUGGAUUAUCAAAAUUUAUACUUACAAAUAUUGCCAAAAAAGGUUUUAAACAACCUACACCAAUUCAAAGAAAAACUAUACCGUUAAUUAUUGAAGGUAGAGAUGUUGUUGGUAUGGCAAGAACCGGUAGUGGUAAAACUGCAGCUUUUGUGUUACCAUUAAUUGAAAAAUUAAAAACUAGAAGUCCUUCAGGUGUUAGAUCAAUUAUAAUAUCACCAUCAAGAGAAUUAGCUAUUCAAACUUAUAAGCAAGUUAAAGAAUUCAGUCGUGGUACAAAUUUACAAUCAACUGUUAUAAUUGGUGGUGAUUCCUUGGAAGAAGAUUUUGGGAAAAUGAUGACAAAACCAGAUAUAAUCGUUUGUACACCAGGUAGGUUUUUACAUUUAAAAGUUGAAAUGGAUUAUGAUUUAUCAUCUGUUCAAUACAUUGUUUUCGAUGAAGCUGAUAGAUUAUUUGAAAUGGGAUUUUCUGAACAAUUAAAUGAAUUAAUUUUUGCAUUACCUUCAAAUAGACAAUCAUUAUUAUUUUCAGCAACAUUACCUAGUUCAUUAGUUGAAUUUGCAAAAGCAGGAUUGACACAACCAAUUUUAGUAAGAUUAGAUGCAGAAACUAAAAUUUCAGAAAAUUUACAGAUGGCAUUUUUCUCAACAAAGAAGAAUGAAAGAGAAGCUAAUCUAUUAUAUAUUUUACAAGAAGUUAUAAAGUUACCAUUAGGUACACAAGAACAAUUGAAGAAUUUAAAAGAUAUAGAUAAAAGGCAAAUUGAAAGUGAUGACGAAGAAGAAGAUGGAAAGAAGAAAAAGUAUAAAUUUAAAAAGGAAAGACUUCCAUCAGCUAAUCAAUUACCUUCUCAACAUUCAACUAUUAUUUUUGUACCUACAAAACAUCAUGUUGAAUACAUUACAAAAUUAUUAAGAGAUGCAGGUUAUUUAGUUUCGUACAUUUAUGGUACUUUGGAUCAACAUGCAAGAAAGAAUCAAUUAUAUCAAUUUAGAAUUAAUUUAACCAACAUUUUAGUGGUUACAGAUGUUGCAGCAAGAGGUAUCGAUAUACCAAUUUUAGCAAAUGUUAUAAAUUUUACAUUGCCUGGUUCAUCGAAAAUUUUCAUUCAUAGAGUUGGUAGAACUGCAAGAGCAGGAAAUAAAGGUUGGGCAUAUUCGAUAGUUAAUGAAAAAGAAUUACCGUAUUUAUUGGACCUAGAGUUGUUUUUAGGAAGGAAAGUUUUAUUAACUUCAAUGUAUGAAACAAAAUGUAAAUUAUUAAAACAAAAGCAAGGUGAUGCAUAUAUACCACCAAAAAUCAAUUAUACUGAAAGAUUAAUAGUUGGAUCAAUACCUAGAUUAGAAUUGGAAACAUUUCAAGAAUUAUAUGACAAUUUACUUAGGAAUAAUUAUGAAAUUCAAACAUUAAAAGAUGUUUCAACAAAGGGUGAGAAAUUAUAUCAUAGAACAAGACAAUCUGCAUCACAAGAAUCUCUUAAAAGAUCAAAAGAAAUUAUGGAAACUGGUUCAUGGGAUGAUCAACAUUUAUUAUUUGGUGAAAAUUUAGAAAAACAAAAGAAUGAAUUUCUUGAAAUAUUACAAAAUAGAAAUGUUAAAGAAACUGUAUUUGAGUUUAGAAAAAAUGAUCCAAAAAAGGAAAGUGAUAAUUCAAUGAUUGACUUUAUGAAUAGAAGAAGAAAACAAUUGGCUCCAAUUCAAAGGAAAGCAAAAGAAAGAAAAGAAUUAUUACAAAUGGAACGAUUACAAGGAUUAACACAUGGUAUAGAGGAUGAAAUAUUAAAAAAUGAUGAUGAAUAUGGUUAUCAAGUAAAUGAAAAUGAAUUAGAUAAAAUAUUUGAAACAGAACCAAAAUCAUUUAAAGAUCCAAAUUUUUACUUGUCUCAUUAUGCUCCAAAAUCAGAUAUACAAGAUAAACAAUUAUCUAUAGGUUCUUCAUUUGUAAAUGAUGCACAACAAGCUACAUUUGAUUUAGAUAAUGAUGAUAAAAUACAAAAAAAUUCUCAAGUUAUGAAAUGGGAUAAAAAGAAAGGUAAGUAUAUAAAUUCAAAAUCAACUGAUAAGAAAUAUAUUAUAAGUGAAUCAGGAGUUAAAAUUCCUGCAACUUAUAAAUCUGGUAAAUUUGAUGAAUGGAAGAAACAAAGAAAUUUAAAAUCUUCGAAUAGUGUAAUAGAACAAGAUAAUAAUGGUCAACGAUUUAAACAUAAACAAGACAAAGCUCCAAAAUUACCUGAUAAAUUCAGAGAUGAUUAUCAUAAACAAAAGAAGAAGGUUGAAAAAGCUUUGGAAUCAGGUAAACAAGUUAAAGGAUAUAAUAAACAUGGUUCAAAACAAGAAUUAAAAUCAACUGAACAAAUUAAAAAAGAAAGAAAUUUGAAAGAAAAGAGAAGAGCCAAAAAUGCAAGACCAAGUAGAAAAAGGAAAUAG